AUGUCCACCCGAAUGCGCCAAUUAUGUGCGAUUUUUGAACCUCCCUUUUAUCAGCAUGAACAUAACCUACAGUAUGAUAGCUAUAUCUCUUCGAAAAUUGAGCAGAAUUCUCAAUACGUGCCCCUCAACUUUGCCAUUUCUCAUCAUAGGAGUCCAAUUAAUUUCGAUGCUUGUAAAAAUUCUGAUCAGGUGUCUAAUUUGGCGUUCUCUCAGCAUCCUUUUCAGAACAUUAGUACUGUGCACUAUCCCAUUCCUUUGGAGCCUGAUGAGAAAAACUACUGUUGUCCUACCACUUUUCAGCUGCCUGUCAUUGACAAUGUCCAUAAAACAGGCUCUCCUCGCCUUAAUUCGACUAAAUUGUGUACUUCAGGACCGAAAUUAGGAACUUUGCCAAUGUCAAGUCCUUUAAAAAAAAUAAUGAAAUCCAAAAAAGAGAGGGUUUUUCACCCAGAUGCAAACUGCAACGCAAGCUGUGCUAUUUCUUGGUCCCCACUACUGCGGAGAGAUUUUGAACUUGAUUCGCAUUUGCAGAAGUUGGAUGAGCUUCAUCAGAUUGCUCCUCAGUGCCCUAAGCGGUGCUUUAAGACGCACAUGGGUGGUGUCGACUCUAAUUCUAUCCUCCCCAACUCUGUUGACCCAUAUAUGAGCUCUUAUAUGCAGAAGAUGGAUUGUACUAUGUCCGCAAUGACAGGUUCUUUAAAGGAACGACAGCUGCAGAGUAAAACUCUCACCUCAGAUCCCCUUCAAGAGGAAAAAUCUCUCCUCUCUCGUCUGGGUUCGGUUUUAGAUGAGCCCGUUCCAGUCUGUUCUUUUACAGGCGUCGCCUGUUUCUUGCCGCAAUCAGCAUUUGCUCAGGGAGCUCGUUUUCAGAAAAGCUAUUCGGAUGAAGAAGAUAGGUAUGUAGCUGAAGAAGAGGAGUUUUAUGGAGAAAAACAAAAUACGAGCGUCGCCUGUGUCUUGCCUCAACCACUAUUUUCUCAUGGCGCUCGUCUGCAGGGAAGCUAUCAAAAUGAAGAAGCUAGGCAUGUAGCUGAGGAAGAAGAGUUUUAUGGAGAAAAUGGAAAUGCACUUGAGAAAUGGAGAAAAUGGAAUCAUUUUCUUGGUUAUCCA
Protopolystoma xenopodis is the source of this 1110-nucleotide messenger RNA. NCBI's taxonomy places the organism in Eukaryota, Metazoa, Platyhelminthes, Monogenea, Polystomatidea, Polystomatidae. The record is from the annotation of a GenBank genome assembly.